GGGUCGUCGGCGACGUCUCUCGGGACUGCGUGUGAAUCACGGGAAAGAAAAGUCACUGGUGGUGGAGAUGCGGGCAGCAAUGGGCUCGGUCUCGCCUGGUGCCCAGAGAAGAUCUUGGCGCCGUUUCAGUUGAUGGAAGGUGUUGAAGUACCUAGAGGCAUGCAACACGGUGUUGGCUGCUGGAACAAAUAAAGAACAGUUUGUUAGGUAGGGUGCACGAAUGGAUAACAGUCGAUCACGGUUUGGCUUGACUUUGUUGCCACUGCCGGAGGGGUUGGCUGUGCAGCAGUGCUUCGCCUUGAGACACAGCAUACUCCUCAGCCCGAACGGUUGGAUCUACCGCAUAUGGCGAGAGCUGGUACUACAGAUACACCGUCUCACCAGGGUGUGCAGCAUCACUCAGGGUCUCAAGGGCAUAUUUGGGGUGAGGCUACAGGGCGAUAUCCUUCGCCUAUUUAUUUACUCACCUUCAUGGUCGCGGUGGCAGGGCGGGGACAUUCCACAUCCACAGUCACACUACCUAUGGAAACACAACAAAUGCACGCCUUGCGAUGUGUACCUCCAGCUGUGGAGGAGGAAACCUCCGCGUUUCCAUACACAGUUAGCUUACUUCCGUCUGGGGGCGAUGCAUAUAGGUACUGCUGGACUUCUCAAUCAAAGACCCAUCUCACCUACACUCAAUUCCUCAAACACCAGUGUUGUACUCCGUAUGAACCGCAGGUCUACCUUCGUUGACAUAUCCUCUCCGCUUAGCACUCAUCCCAAACACCCCGCACUCUACAUCUAUGCAGUAAAGGUGCAGGAUGGCAUCGGGUGCUGUUUGGCGAUGCCUAAUAAGGGGCCUUCAACAUCUCCUCAUCUGUACUCCGUACAUCCGAUCUCAACUGAUGCUUAUACCUCUAUUUCGAGUCAGUUUUGAUAUAUGACACUGUUUGCUCACAUAUCCCCUCUCUCCUUUUCAUCUCAAGUUUGUCCCCGGGCAAGAGCCAUAACUUUGAUGUUUUGGUUUGCGCAACAGGUUUCUUCAGGGCAAGUUUUCCACGGUUCCAUUUCCAUUCUCGCACGGCAAGAAAGAUAUAAGGUAGUUGUAAGUUAGCGAAGAGAAAGUCACUUUGUAUCUCAGCGUCGGCCUCUUGACGUUCCCAAAUCACUUCAAAAUAAGUUUCUGCGGCUCAUAGUAUCGUCCGGGCUGGAUGAUGGGCCACUGGGCUCGUAUAAGGGAGAUCCACUGAUAAGUCGCUCGACCAGGAAACUCCCAGGUUAUUACAUUGGUAGUACGCUUGUUCCCAUUUUUUCUUCUCCACACAGCAGAAUUUGUUGAAGAUGUGGUCCCACUGUGGAGUUCUAGGGG
Molecule: messenger RNA, 1351 nt
Organism: Westerdykella ornata
Lineage: Eukaryota; Fungi; Ascomycota; Dothideomycetes; Pleosporales; Sporormiaceae
Exons: 1
Coding region: 221-919 (232 amino acids)
Source: RefSeq, a predicted model, not a curated record